AGAGAGUGAGUGAGGGAGAGAGAGAGAGAGAGAGAGAGAGGGGGGUGGAGUGAGCACUGUGCUCUCUCAGUGCUAGCGGACGGCCGUGGUGACGCGUGUGGACAUGGUUCUUCCUCUCAGGCGCUGAGUGCUGAUGUGAUUGGUGCCCUGGUUCAUCGCUUCACAGGCUGCUGCCCAUGAGCCGGAGCUCUGGGAGACACACACACACACACACACACAUCAACUGACAGACGCGUGCGUGCACACACACACAUUCACUCACUCACACACACACUCACGAUUCUCACAGAGAUUGGAUUGGACACAUUGCAGACCUCACUCACUCGCAGCACAGCUGUUAACUCCUCUCUCAUCACUUUCUACACCACCGAGAGAAACCUGAUUUCCUCUUCAGUCCUCUUCAGCUCUGGAAAACUUUGCCUUGUUUCCUGCUAUCAGAGAAGGGACUUUUUGAGAAGGGAGGGCUUCAAAUCUGAGCCUUUUGUGAGAUCCAGUCAGGACACAGAGGGACUUUAAAUCCAGCUUUUUCCUCUCUUUAACUCUUCUCUCUCGGUUUUGUUAUCUCUCUCGGUUUUUUCUCUCUGAGUUUUUGGGGGUCUUACUCCAUCUUCUGUUCUGUGACCCCCCACCCCACCCCACUCACACAGACACUUUUGACCCGACUGCCCACCUGCCCCAGGGGGUGGGGGCGCGCCAGCCGUCGCCGGCAUGCAGGUGUCGUUGGUGUGCACGGACCACCGGGGUGUGAGCAGGAGCACGGAGGACCGGCUGAACCGGCAGAAUGCCAACAGCCCCACCACCAAGAGCAAGUUCCGCGCCGUGGCCAUGGUGGCGCGAAGUCUGGGCCACCUGACUGUCCAGAACGCGCCGUCCUGCAGCGAACAGUGCUUGAGGACGGGCAUGAAAUAUAGAAACCUCGGAAAAUCAGGUUUAAGAGUGUCCUGCCUUGGAUUAGGAACAUGGGUAACCUUCGGGGGGCAGAUCACAGACGAGAUGGCGGAGCAGGUGUUGACUUUGGCGUAUGAGAAUGGUAUCAAUUUGUUUGACACGGCUGAAGUCUACGCUGCGGGGAAAGCCGAGAUGGUGUUGGGUAGUAUCAUCAAGAAGAAAGGAUGGAGGCGUUCCACUCUGGUCAUCACCACCAAAAUCUACUGGGGCGGAAAGGCGGAAACAGAGCGGGGACUGUCAAGAAAACACAUAAUAGAAGGUCUACGAGCAUCCCUGGAGCGUCUACAGUUAGAAUAUGUGGAUGUGGUGUUUGCAAACAGACCAGACCCCAACACGCCAAUGGAAGGAGAUCCAUUUAACACCUCAAAAUCAAGAACAUUCAUCAUAGAAGAGACGGUGCGGGCAAUGACCCAUGUAAUCAACCAGGGAAUGGCCAUGUACUGGGGCACCUCACGCUGGAGCUCCAUGGAGAUCAUGGAAGCAUACUCAGUGGCGCGGCAGUUCAACCUCAUCCCUCCGAUCUGUGAGCAGGCAGAGUACCACAUGUUCCAGAGAGAGAAGGUGGAGGUGCAGCUGCCUGAGCUCUUCCACAAAAUAGGUGUGGGGGCGAUGACGUGGUCCCCACUGGCUUGUGGGAUCAUCUCAGGGAAAUAUGACAGCGGUGUGCCCGCCUACUCCCGUGCCUCUCUGAAGGGCUACCAGUGGUUGAAGGACAAGAUCCUGAGUGAGGAGGGCCGGCGCCAGCAGGCGAAGCUGAAAGAGCUGCAGGCCAUCGCCGAGCGACUCGGCUGCACCCUGCCGCAGCUCGCCAUCGCAUGGUGUUUGCGGAACGAAGGGGUGAGCUCAGUGCUGUUGGGGGUGUCCAGUACCGACCAGUUGAUGGAGAACAUCGGGGCAAUCCAGGUACUCCCAAAGUUGUCGUCCUCCAUUGUGCACGAAGUGGAUAGUAUCCUAGGCAACAAGCCCUUCAGUAAAAAGGACUACCGUUCUUAGGGGAGCGGCGAGGGGUCGAGCGCUCUUGCCCGUAUCUCUGCAAGACUGAGCUUUUCACCGAACCAGACGUUGGCAUGAGGGAUUGGUAGUCACAGGGUCCCCGGGUGGACACCGGUGAAUUAAAAAUGGAUGAUGUGGAUACCACUGUGAAUGGUAGGGUGGAGGGGAGGGAGAAACCAGAGAAUGUAAGGUUGGAGGGAAAACACGUUCAACUGGCAGAUCAGCGAGACUGGUUCUUCGAGCAGAAAGCUUUUUUCAAAGCAAGAAAAAAAAAUGAGAAUUCACUGAAUAAAAAAGAAAUACUCCCACAUACUCACACAUAUACACACACACACCCGCUUGCUUUCUUAUCCUUUUGGCCCUCCUAGGAUUUGUGUUUUUCCUCUGGGAUAUGUGAAAAGAUCCCUUUCAGUGUGCUCCACAACCUAGGACAUUUUUUUAUGCUCAUUUUUCAAAAGAUCUGCCCAUUUAUUUAUUUAUUUCUGGUCCUCAAAUUACAUCUGUCCUCAUGCACUUUAGUAACUACUAACUUUAUCACAAGGAGUCAGGAAGACCAAACUUUCUUCCCUCCUUCAGAUCAUCUGCCAAAGUAGAGGCAUUGCUUUUGUACACUCAUCCUCCCUACCUGUCGUCAGCAUCUUCUACCAACCACCUUACUGACCAUGACAUGACUACAAAGCAGAUAGUCCAAUCAGUGGUUAAGAGCACCACUGCUAUACGUCCAACUUAUCCAAUACUCACUACAGUUGCAAACUUGGGUGCUUGGCCUUUCCCCCUAUUUCGGUUUAGAGAGAUGUUAUGAGAUAAAGUGAGACCCUUGGUGCUCAAAUUUGUUACCCUGAAAAUCUUUCCAAAAUAUUCCAAAAAAUACCUCAUAGAAUAAGAGAGAGUUGAAUGGAAGUUCUAAUUCUUAGGAAUACCUGGAUCUUACUUUCAUGAUUGGCAGCUCACAUCUAGACCUCUCCUGUGUCACCUGGCUCUUCUGCGCUGAGCAGUCUUCCAUCACACUCUCCAGCAGUGCUUUGACAGAGCCGGUUCCGGAUAUGGCCAAAGAUAAACCUCCCAGGCAAAGA
This is a messenger RNA of Clupea harengus (Atlantic herring), 3014 nucleotides long. RefSeq names its product potassium voltage-gated channel subfamily A regulatory beta subunit 2b (gene kcnab2b). Bases 709 to 1941 code for a protein of 410 amino acids. Gene Ontology annotation, biological process: regulation of action potential; potassium ion transport; regulation of potassium ion transmembrane transport. Gene Ontology annotation, molecular function: transmembrane transporter binding; voltage-gated potassium channel activity; potassium channel regulator activity. Gene Ontology annotation, cellular component: cytoplasm; juxtaparanode region of axon; voltage-gated potassium channel complex. Lineage: Eukaryota; Metazoa; Chordata; Actinopteri; Clupeiformes; Clupeidae. The transcript is spliced from 15 exons. The record is from RefSeq and is a predicted model, not a curated record.